This is a messenger RNA of Peromyscus eremicus (cactus mouse), 2646 nucleotides long. It is a transcript of the gene Proz, whose product is annotated as protein Z, vitamin K dependent plasma glycoprotein. The record is from RefSeq and is a predicted model, not a curated record. NCBI's taxonomy places the organism in Eukaryota, Metazoa, Chordata, Mammalia, Rodentia, Cricetidae. Gene Ontology annotation, molecular function: calcium ion binding; serine-type endopeptidase activity. Bases 1 to 1212 code for a protein of 403 amino acids. Gene Ontology annotation, cellular component: extracellular region. Gene Ontology annotation, biological process: proteolysis; blood coagulation. The transcript has 8 exons.
AUGGCUGGCUGCGUCUUGCUGCGCCGGGGCCUCCUCCUCGCCUUCACCCUUACCCUUGUCCUGCACCAGGCGGAGCUUUCAGUGUUUCUUCCAGCCUCGGAGGCAAACAAAGUUCUGGUGAGAUGGAGACGUGCUGGUUCUUAUCUCCUGGAAGAAAUCUUCGAGGGCAACUUGGAAAAGGAAUGCUACGAGGAAAUCUGCAAGUAUGAGGAAGCGAGAGAAGUGUUUGAAGAUGAUGUCGUGACUGAAAGAUUCUGGAAACAGUACAAUGGAGGUUCUCCAUGCAUCUCCCAGCCCUGCCUCAACAACGGGAUCUGCAAGGACUACAUCCGCAACUACAGCUGCACGUGCUCCCCUGGCUACGAGGGCAAGAAUUGCGCAAUGGCUAAAAACGAAUGUCACCUCGAGAGGACCGACGGGUGCCAGCACUUCUGCCAUCCAGGGCAGUCGUCCUACAUGUGCAGCUGUGCAAAAGGCUACAAGCUGGGAACGGACCGCAAAUCAUGCAGUCCAAGUGACAAAUGUGCCUGUGGGGCCCUGACUUCCAAACACAUCAGGACUAUGGAAAAAGACGGCCAGGAUCCACUUAGCUUCCCGUGGCAGGUCAAGUUAACAAAUUCCAAAGGAAAGGACUUCUGUGGUGGUGUUUUAAUCCAGGAGGACUUCGUGUUGACCACAGCAAAGUGCUCAUUACUAUACAACAACAUUAGUGUCAAAGCAAAUGCUGGCCAGAGGAUUGGGAUCAAGAGCACUCACGUGCACAUGCGCUACGAUGAGGAGUCAGGGGAGAAUGACCUCGCACUGCUGGAACUAGAGAAACCCUUGCAUUGUCCCAGCUCAGGGCUCCCUGUCUGUGUCCCAGAGAGGGACUUUGCCGAGCAUGUCCUCAUCCCUGGAACAGAGGGUCUCCUCAGCGGCUGGACACUCAAUGGCACAGACCUGGAUACCACACCCAUGAUGCUUCCAGUCACACAGGUGGAUGGGGAGGAAUGUGGACAGACCCUGAAUGUGACUGUCACAACAAGAACAAGCUGUGAGAAGGGCAGCGUGGCGACUGGGCCUUGGGUGGAGGGGAGUGUGGUGACCCGAGAACACAAGGGGACCUGGUUCCUCACGGGGAUCCUGGGUUUGCCGCCACCAGGGCGGUCACACGUGCUCCUCCUCACCACAGUCCCAAGAUACUCGAUGUGGUUUAAACAGAUCAUGAAGUAACUGAAAUCCAACAACGUGGCUAAGAGGUGGUCAGAUUCUGUUAACAUUGGAAGGCAAUGUCUCUUUCCUUAGAACUUUAAACUUUCCUUUACUCUUAGGAAUUCCAUACACGCACACAAUGAAACAUGGCCACAUCGCUGCCCCAUUUCCCUUCUGCUGCUCGCCUUAUAUUCCCCUCACAUGUCUUUUUCUGAGGAACCAGGAAGUCCCAGUAGUGCUACCUCCCAUGCAUAUGCGUUAUGAUGGGGAGUCAGGGAGAACAUCUCACCGCUAGAGCCUGAGAAGCUAGCUCCAGCCACUUCUGGCUGUGAUGGGGGGCAGUCCACUGGAGUGCCUCCCCCAGCAGCUGUCAACUGCCAAUAGCGCCUCAGUAAGGAGUGGGGCAUGGAGCACGACCCACCCACCCCAUCUAGGCCAGAAUCUCGUCUGGCCUGACCUGGUGCAGUCUUGAACAGGUCACCACAGCUGCUGUGAGUCUGGAAGUGAACUCAUCAUGUAUGUCUGGAUUGAGCGUCUCAUGACACUGCCCACCACUUUUCAGCUCGUAUAUUCUUCCUGCUUCUCUUCCACAAAGUCCCCUGGGCCUUGGAGGUGAGGGUGCGAGGGGAUGGGGAGAGCUCAUUAGGAUACUCCACUCAGGACUGAACGCUCAGUCCCCUUUUCUCAGCCACUGGGACCAGUUAUGCAUCUUUGCAUUAACUGCUGCCUAUUAUAAAAAGAAGCUUCUCUGGCCAAGCUGGAGAACGGUCCAGAUCUAUGGGUGUAAACACAAAUACUUAGAAGACGAUUUUUUUUUUUUUGUCCCCUCCCUAGAAGACGAUUUUUAACACGGCUGUUUAGCAAAUAACAAUAGCAGCUUCUACCCUAGGGCCUGUGACCGCCCCAGCCAGGAGCUUUUGGCCAAGAUUAUAGUUCCAAGCAUGAAAUCCCUCCUGUGGAGCAGGCCUCAAACUCGACCAGAAAGCAGUUAACUACCCCACAGUAGCCAUGCCAUGACUGUACCAGUGGGCACAUCUUGGCUGGCACGUCAGUGUUGUGGACCGGCGUCCAGCACUGGGUUGAGACCACUGAUGCCUUUGCUCUGCUGCAGCUGGCACAGCACCAUCCAGCACCAUGAAAGCUAGCUGGCAGGGAGUUUCCUGGGUAAUUUUUAUCUAACCAGAGGCCUUAAGGGGGAAAAAAAUGGGUAUGUUAAAUAAAAUCAGUGUCAGUCAUAAACCAGCUGAGUUACUGAACGGUGAGGGGCUGUGAAUGCAUGUGGUUGUCAUACAUGGUCUGACACACACUGGAACAGACAUCUCUGGGACAGAGGCAUCUCAGAAUUACCAGUGAGACAGCAAAGGCAGUCUAAUUCUGAUUGUGCAUGGCUCACUGUUGGGAGAGAGAAGCAGGGUUAAUAUUGGAAGACAACCAUGGGCCUCCUGAUAAGGCUGU